Molecule: messenger RNA, 4710 nt
Organism: Chiroxiphia lanceolata (lance-tailed manakin)
Lineage: Eukaryota; Metazoa; Chordata; Aves; Passeriformes; Pipridae
Product: neuroendocrine protein 7B2-like
Exons: 14
Coding region: 30-1916 (628 amino acids)
Biological process (GO): regulation of hormone secretion; neuropeptide signaling pathway
Cellular component (GO): secretory granule
Molecular function (GO): enzyme regulator activity
Source: RefSeq, a predicted model, not a curated record
AGGGGGGAGAGAGGGUGGGGGGCGCCGGGAUGGCGGAGCAGAGGCGGCGGCUGGUGCGGCUGGCCGUGCUGGAGGAGCUCCGGGUCUCGUAUGGGAUCAAAGUGAAGAGCGGGAGCUGCCUGGCGGCGGCCAAGGAGCCGGGAGCGGCGGCGACGGCGGCGGAGGGUAAAGUCUUUGGGAUAUCUUUUUAUGCGCUGCCACGAUCACUUGUGCCAGAAUAUGGUUAUAUUCCAAGCUUUCUAGUUGAUACUUGUGAAUAUUUGGAAGAACAUGUUCAUACUGAGGGACUCUUCAGAAAGUCUGGAUCUCUUGUUCGUUUAAAGGCUUUAAAGAGUAAACUGGAUCAGGGUGAGAACUGCCUCUCAGCUGCACUGCCAUGUGAUGUUGCAGGGCUUCUCAAACAGUUCUUUAGGGAGCUGCCAGAACCCAUCCUUCCACCUCACCUGCAGGAAGGCCUUGUCAAAGCUCAGCAGCUCGGAAAUGAGAAGAAAACUGCAACUGUGCUGCUGUCGUGUUUGAUGGCCGACAGAAUAAUUGAAACUUUGAGAUACUUUUUCAACUUUCUGAGAACUGUGUCAUUAAGAUCCAAUGAAAACAGAAUGGAUAGCAGUAAUCUGGCAGUGAUUUUUGCUCCCAACCUCUUGCACUCAAAUGAAAAUGAAAAGAUGUCAGCUAAUAUGGAAAAAAAAAUUCGCUUGCAAGCUGCUGUUGUGGAAACACUUAUUGACCAUGCAGCAGAAAUCGGACAAGUACCAGAAUUUAUCUUGGAAAAGAUUCCUGCAAUGUUGGGUGUCGAUGUCUUUCAAUCUACUCCCUCACUGUGGGGCCAGGAAGACAGUGAAAAUGAAUCUCCCAGUGAAUGUCAGAGGAGGAGGCACCGAAGUGUUGGGGAUAUUGUUAGUGGAGCAUUGAAUAAAUUUAAAUCUAACAGAACACCCUCCACUACACCUCAACAAGACAAAAGCGUCCUUUCGUCAGCGACUCCAGUGGUUCUUACUCCAAGUACCAAGCGUAAACUUCCAACUGAUUGCUCUCAGGGCUUGUCCAGCAAGAAGAGACGGUCUUUUAAGCAUAGUUUUGCCUUUGAGUUCUUACCAACUAGCAUUUUUAACAGCAACUCAACACCAGCAUCAGUUCACUUUGAAGCAAGUCCCUGUGUGUCUCUUGAGUCAUCACAAACGUCACUGUCUCCUUCAACCAUGGGUGAAAAUCAUCUGUCUAGUACAGGGAACAGAAGAAGUAAAAGACUUGCAAGCAAAAAAUUAUACAGGAUAAAAGUGGCUACCACUAUGAUAACUGCCUUGUUUUGCAACAUGAUAUUUCUGCUGGCAUUUGGAUUGGCUUCAGCGUUUAGCCACAGCCCUAGAAUGCCUGACAGGGUUACUGAAGCAGAUAUACAAAGGCUCCUCCAUGGGGUUAUGGAGCAAUUGGGCAUUGCCAGACCCCGGGUAGAAUAUCCAGCACACCAGGCUAUGAAUCUUGUUGGUCCACAGAACAUUGAAGGUGGUGCACAUGAGGGUCUCCAGCACUUGGGUCCUUAUGGCAAUAUCCCAAACAUUGUGGCUGAGCUGACAGGUGAUAAUGUACCAAAGGAUUUCAGUGAAGAUCAAGGCUAUCCUGACCCUCCAAAUCCCUGCCCUAUUGGAAAAACAGUUGAUGAUGGGUGUCUAGAAAACACCCCUGACACAGCAGAGUUCAGCAGGGAAUACCAGCUGCACCAACACCUUUUUGAUCCAGAACAUGAUUACCCCAACGUGGGCAAGUGGAGCAAGAAUUUACUCUUUGAAAAGAUCAGUGGUGGUCCAAAAAGAAGAAAGAGGAGUGUGAACCCCUAUCUGCAAGGACAGCGACUGGAUAAUGUUGUAGCAAAGAAGUCUGUUCCACAAUUUUCGGAUGAAGACAAAGGUCCUGAAUAAGUACAGUAAAAAUGAAAGAUAAAAACUCAUGCCAUCCCCUGCUAGAUAUUGCUUAUAUAUAAUCAUCUAUGAAAAUCCUUGUGAAUGGCAGCAUGCUUAUUAUUUAUACAACUAUAGAUAAAAAACAGCUGUAUUUAUAACAGUAUGUUCUAGAUAAGAAAAAUAUGGUUCUGCUUUUUGUUAAGUUACGGUAAAAGGACAUUUCAGUUGUUUUUAUUUUAGUCACGGAGCAAACUUUAAAAAUGUUAGUCAUUUUAAUAGCUAACGUGAGGUAAAUGGUCCUAAUGAGCAGCUUGUAAAUAGAAAGAUGAAAAAAUGCCCAAUCUGACUCCAGCAUUUAAUCUUAAAUGUUACUGUGUUUGACACAUGAAAAUUACAGUUUUAUGUUUUGUUCGCAAAUAUUGUUACUUAGCAAAGACAAAGUAUUUAUUUUACCAGAGAAUUUUGGCUUUUGGUCAUUUUAAUAAACAUUUAAGCAAUCUACAAGGUUUGCAAAGCGACAUUUCCAAAAUAUUUCAGAGGCUCAUUUGUCUCUGUUAUUGCUGUGCAAAUUUAAAAAUUAAAGAACUGCUUUUUGACUCUAUUCACUGGAAUAUUUUUCUGUUAGUUUUAAUCAUUCCUUAACUUUCCUGAACACUUGCACAUCUUUCUUCUUUAUCAAUGAAACUGUUAUGUGGAAUCUCCCCCACAGUUCUUUGUCUUAGUAACAGCGGAAUUUGUGCAUUAUAGUGUUCUUAAAUUAUGCUUCCAGGGGAUAUUAUAAAUGAAGAUGGAGACAUUUGUCUGUGUUAAUAAGGUUGUAUGAACAACCUCUGAAUCUAAAUCCAGGUUAUGAAGGUCGUUACAGUUGAUCUUCUGAAAAAUUGUGCUACUCUAAUAACACUGGUAGCUAUCAUUGCUCUUAAAGUUGUUCCAGGAAGCUUAAAUUGCCUUUUUCCCCUAGAAGAUUGAAGAACUUUGUAUUCCAGAGUUCUCCCUUUCUGAAAGAGGAGAAUAUAAAAUUACCUAAAAUUUUUUAUUUUUAGAAUACAUCUGAAUAUUUAAAGCCAUGUGCACGGAGCAUUGGAAUUAUGGAAAAGAGCCUUAAUUUACAGCUUUGAACUUGAAAUCUGUGGAAAAAGAAGUAGUUUCCUUUCCCAUCCUACAGAAAAACACAGUAAAAUAAUGAUGACCCCCUUGGAAAAAAACCAGAUAAGAAACUAAAGUUCCUAGCUACACAAGAUUAAAGUUAACAGGAUGGCACAUAUAUGACUGUCAAUAGCAUUUGCUUUUUUUGUCCCACCACUUGGUAAUAAAUUAUGUAUGUAGAGAGUUGGCCCUCUCAUGUCAUUUAUGGGUAGACUGUAAAACUGUGUGACAUUUUAGGAUGAGCUAUCAUGUCUUUCAUCAUAGAUCCUUUUUUAAAAAAAUCUGGAAGAGAAGACUAAAUAGUAUGUAAUGCAGUGGGGUUUAUACUCGCACAUGACACAAAAUUGAGGAAUUUCUAUGAAUCACAGAGCUGCCUCCUACUGGAGGAAUAGGAUGGGAGCAAUUCAUGUGACAGAACUUGAAAUCUCUGCUCCUUAAGCCUACUCUUUUUAUCUACACUCCUGCUUAGUCUUCACCCAGGUAUUGAGAGUUGCAAACUUGCAAAGGUUGUCUCCAAAACCAGCAAAAAGUAUAUAUAUGCUGUAUUUAUAUAUAAAUAUAUAUCUAUAUAUCUAUAUAGAUAUAUAUCUGUCCUUAGUAGCGCCACUAAAAUCCAUUUUAAUCACAAAAGUGAAGCAACCGUAAUGGCAAUUAAUUCCAUUUUUUAAGCUCUUAGUAAGGACCAGUACAUAGUAAAAGGAGGUAUGUACGGUAAAUAGGGGGCUUAAAAACAGAGGGGCAAAGAAGCAUUGUUUGCUUAAUAGUAUCAGUGAUCUCACAUCUAAUUUCUUGAAGUACUUUAGGCCACUACACCCUUUCUGGGGAUGAUGUGAUAAUCCAGAACAGCAGACUGGCCAGAACAGGAGUCUUUGGAUUCUGCCUGUGACCUGGGUGGGGCCAUAGGAGCUGUCCUCCUAUGUAUGAUAGGUCUGCACAGCACAGGCAAAGGAAAAAUAUCACAAUUCAGAGGUGAUUUUUGUCUUUAAAUGCAAACAAAAAACCCCCAAAAACCUUUAGAGUGCGCAAAACGAUGUGUCUUAUAGGAAUUGUGUGCUGGAAGAAGUCAAAUGCAUGGUGGUGAGCAGCUGUCUGCUGAGUCCAUCAGGCAGCUUGAGUGUUUCACCAAGAAGACUCAAUAGCACUAUUAUGAAAUUUUAAUAAAAUAUAGCUCUUACACCGUGAUAAUGAGAUUCAUUAUUCUAAUUUCAGUUUCAUACUAGAGCUGUCUUACUGUACUGGGAUUGGUAGUCCCAUGUUGAUUUAAAAAAAAAAAAAGAAAAAACAAGCAAAAAAACCCAAACCCUUGUCCCUUCUGCUUCUCCAACAAGAGUCCUAACAUGUAUAUGGAGUUUUUAUGAGGAAUCAUCUUUCAGAGUCACUGAGUAAAGAUACCAACGGUCCCUCUCACUAAGAGCUCACUUCACCAAACCAAUAGAUAAAAGAAUCUAAAUAGCUGCACAGCUCUUGCAGGUGUGAUUGCCCUUUUACAUUUACGAUGCAUGUGAAUUAAGAAGCAUGUCUUUUGAUACUGUUGUUUAGAAUUUUCAUUAAAUUAAAACCUUUUUAGAGUAUUUUAAAAUUCGCAACUGUGUUAAUUACCUCUGAUGUAUUUGAGACACAAUGUCCUUGAAAGAAGCUAUACAAAAUAAAGUGUAUUGCCAUGCAA